Capsicum annuum is the source of this 2574-nucleotide messenger RNA. RefSeq lists its product as uncharacterized. The record is from RefSeq and is a predicted model, not a curated record. Bases 174 to 2051 code for a protein of 625 amino acids. The transcript has 10 exons. Lineage: Eukaryota; Viridiplantae; Streptophyta; Magnoliopsida; Solanales; Solanaceae.
UAUAAUCACAACCACCACUAAAAAAAAAAAGUAUACCAUACAAUUCCUUGCUUAUAGUCCAAGUUUUUUUCUACUUGAUCAUUCAUCAUAUAUCAAUAAUAAUAAUGAAUACCUCAUGAUCACUAUUUUUCUUUGAAUCAACAAAAUAUAUUUUGAGGAGUUUCUUCUAGCUCAUGGCAAAAAACCAACAAGAUUUGGCAACUCAUUUUCCAGCACAAAUUAAUAAAAAGAAAAAGAGUACUAUUGGAGGACAACAAAAGAAAGAAGAACUUGAAAAAGAGGUUGCUGAGCUUAGAAAAAUGUUGAAUCAUGAACAAAAAGUGCAUGAAUUUUUGGAGAAGGUGUAUCAAAGAAAAGAUGAUUCAUCUUUCAACAUUCCAAAUUAUCUUCCUCCUAAGAUGAAGGAAUUAUUAGCAGAACUAGCCAUGGUUGAAAAUGAAAUAGCAAAAUUGGAAGGCCAAAUAAGCAAGAUUCAAUGUGAUGUGAACAAAGAGAAAGAAAACAACAACAACAAUGAUGAUCAAGAAAAUAAUAAAUCCAAACAAGGACUUAACAACAAGAUAUUAUUAUCUUCAUAUAAUUCAUUACCGCCAAAUCCAAAUAAAUUCAAAGGUCUAAAUGAUAAUCAAAAACUCCCAUUUGAGACAAAGGCAUUGCAUUUCAUUAGCAAAGCUAUUAAAGGUGAUUAUGGUCUUAAUGACUUUAGAAUAAAUAAUGAGAAAUUAUUAUUACAACAACCAAUGAAGUCAUCAUCAAAAGUUAUUGUUGAUAAUCAAGAAGAUGAAAAUCAAUUUCAUCAACAAGUUAGAACAUUUGGAGAAAGGAUUUCAAAGAAAAGUGGGAUGAUCAAGACUCCUUCACCUCUAAGAGAACCAAGAAAUCCAACACCUAGGAGAGAAAGAAAUGCAGAAAUACCUAAAUUCAUGUCAACUCCAAUGCAUGAACUUCAACCAAAAAUCAUGCAAAGUCCAAUUCCAACAGAAGAAGACACAAUACAUAGAUGGCCACCAAAUAAAUUAUCAGAAAACAUUAUGAAAUGUUUGGUGUUCAUUUUUAUAAGGUUACUUAGAACAACACGUGCAAUGGAGUUAGAAAAAUCUGGUCCAAUUGCAAGUAGAUCAAGCAAUUUUUCAAUGAGUUUUAGGGUUCAUCAUGAGCCUAAUUCAAAAAGUAGUACUAGUACAAGUCUUUUGAUUCAACAAAAAGAUUCAAGACAACAAGAUCCAUAUGGUAUUUUUGAUUCAGAAGAGUCAAUUCCAAGAGAUAUUGGACCUUACAAGAACUUGGUUAUAUUUGGAUCAACUUCAAUGGAGGCUAAAUGCAUCUCAAACUCUAACUCCAUUCCUCUAUUUCAAAAACUCAAGUUUAUGAUGAACAGUCUACAAAAUGUAGAUUUAAGAUUGCUUAAUUACCAACAAAAGCUAGCUUUCUGGAUCAACAUGUACAACGCUUGCAUCAUGCAUGGAUUUCUUCAACAUGGACUUCCUUCUAGUUCUACACCAGAAAAGUUGUUGUCACUUAUGAAUAAGGCAACUUUAAACAUUGGUGGAAAUAUAAUAAAUGCACACGCCAUUGAACAUUUUAUCUUGAGAAAACCAGUAAAUUCACCUGCAAAAGAGGUGAAUAGAAAAGGUGAAAUAAAGAAUGAUAAAGAAAGUAUACUACGUGAGUUGCAUGGACUUGAAUCAUAUGAUCCAAAUGUCAUGUUUGCCUUGUGUUGUGGCACACGUUCUUCUCCAGCAGUGAAGAUAUACACAAGUGAUGGAGUUAUAGGUGAAUUGGAAAAAUCAAAAUUGGAAUAUUUACAAGCUUCACUAAUAGUAACAAGCAACAAGAAGAUAGCAAUGCCAGAACUUUUGUUAAGAAACAUUCAUGAUUUUGCACAAGAUUUGGAUUCAUUAGUAGAAUGGAUUUGUCAACAAUUGCCAACAUCUGGUUCAUUGAGAAAAUCCAUUGUUGAUUGCUUCAAGGGCCUUCAUGGAGGAAAAGCAUCCACUAUUGUUGAGAAAAUACCUUACGAUUUCGAGUUUCAGUAUUUGUUAUCUGCAUAAAAAUCUUGUUUUAAGUACAGAGUUUGAAUCGACAGAGAGUUAGACUUUUAAUUUCUUCUGUAUGAAUUAGUAUUAUGUCAUUACAUGAUCUCGAGAUCCUCUUUCGAGGACUCAUGGGAAUAUUCUGGCAAGUGUCAUAAUCAGUUCGACGUACAAUAAUGUGUUGGAAUACUUCAAUCUUCAAUUAUGUAAAUGUGAAUAACAAUAAGUGGUGAAAAGAAAAAGGUGAUCACUUGUUGAUAGUGUUAUUUUGGACUUUGGAAGGGGGUAUCUAUUGUUGUUGAGAAAAUACCUUAUGAUUUCGAGUUUCAGUAUGUGUAUGAAAAUGUUCGUACAGAGUUUGAAUUGACAGAGAGUUAGACUUUUCUUCUGUAUGAAUUAGUAUUAUAUCUUACAUGAUCUCGAAAUCCUCUUUUGAGGACUCAUAUGGGAAUAUUUUGGAAAGUGUCAUAAUCAGUUCGACGUACAAGAAUCUGUUGAAAUACUUAUUGGUAAUAGAGAAAAUACCUUACGAUUUCGAGUU